AUGACGAUCAAAUUUCUCUCAUCUCUCGCCAAAGGCCAGCCUGGUAUUCUCCAUCAUUGUACUCCGGAUUUGGUUGCCUUCGAGUAUACACGCGGGGCAACCCGCAAACCGCACACCCUCCUCUUCAUUGGCGGACUCGGGGACGGGCUAGGCUCAGUCGAAUACAUCAGCGAUCUAGUACAGGCGCUUGAUUUGACAGAAUGGACCGUGUUCGCGAUAGUGCUCUCAUCAUACUACGGGGGCUGGGGCAUGGGCCGACUAGGCAAGGACAUCGACGAGAUCGCGCAGUGCGUGCAGUACAUCCGCGACUACAAGACACCACAAUUUGGGAAGGGAAAAUUGGUGGUGAUGGGCCACUCGACGGGAAGCCAGGACGUGAUGCAAUACAUUUCCAGCACGAACCCGCGUCCGAGACAUCCGGUGUUCGAUCGGGACUGGAUCCCGAUCAUACGACCGGAUAUUGACGGUGCGAUCAUGCAGGCUCCCGUAUCGGAUCGUGAGGCGAUUCUUUGGGUGCUACAUUGCGGCACGGAGCGUGAUAGCCCCGAGACAAUGCGCAAGAUCUACGACAAGGCGGUUGAGGACGCCCGCAAUGCUACCUACGAAGACCAAGACUCGGUCGACACUAUUGUACCAGUGUCGGUGACCGCACGAAUAGGCUAUCCACCCACAGCAGCGGUCAGCAGUCGCCGAUUUCUCAGUCUCGCGAGUCCUGACAGUCCCGAGAAGCCGGAAGAGGACGACCUUUUCAGUUCGGAUCUCAGUGAUGAGCAACUGGUGCAGACAUUUGGAGCGGUCGGGUCGCGCGGCCUAUUGAAGCAGAAGCUCAUGGUGCUGUACUCGGGCCGCGACCAGUCGGUUCCGCCGUGGGUGGACAAGGAAGCCCUGCUGCGCCGCUGGCAGGCAGCGGUUGAUGCCGGCAAGCAGGAAUUCUGGAGUCCACAUAGUAUGAUCAUUCCUGGUGCCUCGCAUGCGCUGAGUGAUCCCGACCAGGCGGAGCCACGGCGAAUCUUGGUAGAGAGGGUGACUGGGUUUUUGAAUGACAUCCAGCAGAAAUAG
This is a messenger RNA of Penicillium lagena, 1059 nucleotides long. RefSeq lists its product as uncharacterized. Lineage: Eukaryota; Fungi; Ascomycota; Eurotiomycetes; Eurotiales; Aspergillaceae. The transcript is spliced from 2 exons. The record is from RefSeq and is a predicted model, not a curated record. The coding region runs from base 1 to 1059 and encodes 352 amino acids.